AUGGCGUCAAGGAAGCGCACCCUUCUCAAAGUCAUUAUUCUGGGGGACAGCGGGGUGGGAAAGACCAGCCUCAUGAACCAGUAUGUGAACAAGAAGUUCUCCAGCCAGUACAAGGCCACGAUCGGCGCGGACUUCCUCACAAAGGAGGUGCAAGUGGAUGACAGACUGGUCACCAUGCAGAUCUGGGACACGGCAGGCCAGGAGCGUUUCCAGUCCCUGGGCGUCGCUUUCUACCGCGGCGCCGACUGCUGCGUGCUGGUUCACGACGUCACCUCCUCCAAGUCCUUUGACAACCUGGAGAAUUGGAGGGAUGAGUUCCUGAUCCAGGCCUCCCCCGCCGACCCGGAGACCUUCCCCUUUGUGGUGCUGGGCAACAAGAUCGACGCCGACGGCGGCAAGGCCCGCCAGGUCAGCGAGAAGCGGGCCAAGCAGUGGGCCGCCGCCAAGGGGGGCAUCCCCUACUUUGAGACCAGCGCCAAGGAGGAUGUGAAUGUGGACACCGCCUUUGCCACCAUCGCGCGGAACGCGCUCAAGAACGAGACCGAGGAGGAGAUGGCGGGGCCUGUGCCCGCGAGUCUCGUGGUCGAGGGCAUCCAGUAUGCCACAGGGGUAGGGAUCGCACUGGGGAUCGCGCUGUCCAGUCUGCCCAUCCUGAGUGGGGAGGCUCGAGAGGCCAACGAGCGGCGGUACCUGCAGCCCACCGAGGAGGAGGAGGCCAACAGCAUUCGGUGGGGGGUGAUGAGCGUGCUCAGCGUCAUCCCCUACCUGAGCCCCCUGGCCUGGGUCUUUGCCGGACUGGACGACGAGACAUACAGCUCCCUCUACUAUGUGUAUGCCGCGCUCUAUACCCUGCCGUACCUGACCAACGGCCUGCAGCUCAACUCCUUUGUCCUCCUGUCCAUCGCCGCCGGCAUCGCACAUGUCCAGAUUGAGCGGCUGGCGCUGACAGAGCCUGUGGAGGUCGAGUUCCCGGAGACGGCCGGCUGGCUGGCCCGCCAGGGCUCCAACCUGCUGCGGGGCCUGCUGAGCUCGGGGCUGGAGGUCAGCGAACGCGUGUCUGACAAGGCGGAGCGCGCACAGCAGGCCAGCACCGCCAGACCUGACAGGAAGGAGCUGGCCGAGAAGUCUGCGGAGGCGCGGGCGGAGCUGCGAUACUUUGACAGGAAGGCACAGGACGCAGAAUCGAGAAAGCGGCCCGUGCCCGAAUCCCUGCGCCGCGCCAAGGACAGGAGCGAUCCUCGACCCAAGUGA
Auxenochlorella protothecoides is the source of this 1251-nucleotide messenger RNA. RefSeq names its product Ras-related protein Rab7. The record is from RefSeq and is a predicted model, not a curated record. Gene Ontology annotation, molecular function: GTP binding; GTPase activity. The coding region runs from base 1 to 1251 and encodes 416 amino acids. Gene Ontology annotation, cellular component: vacuolar membrane. The transcript has 7 exons. Lineage: Eukaryota; Viridiplantae; Chlorophyta; Trebouxiophyceae; Chlorellales; Chlorellaceae.